Messenger RNA from Candidula unifasciata, 643 nucleotides. The record is from the annotation of a GenBank genome assembly. NCBI's taxonomy places the organism in Eukaryota, Metazoa, Mollusca, Gastropoda, Stylommatophora, Geomitridae.
AUGGUUAAAGUUAUUCAAGAACAUUUUGAAAAAAACUGGACAAAACUGUGUGAUCCUCACAUUGUACAGAAAGACUGUGACUUUGCCAACGCCCAUUUUUACUCUAAAACCAGAAAUGCAGCUAAACAUAUUGGAAAUCCCCCGAGUACAAAGAUUACACAUUCAUCUGUAUCAAGAAAAGCACUAGGAGCAAGUAAAUCCUUAUUUGUUCAAGGAGACAAACUGCCUGCUGGCAACACAGUGUCAUCUUCUUCAGAUCUGAGCAAAGAAGGAAGCUCCUCCUAUCAGAUUGCAAAAACGACUUUACACAUCGACACCAGGCCAGCAUUUGACAUUUUGUCUUCUGACAUCAUUAUCACAUUUGGUAAACCUUUUGACAAACUUAGUGGUUUUCAUAACUUCAGUGUAUCAGACAACAGCCAAACUAAGGAAAGUGUGAAGAAUAAAUAUAAACUGUUUCAGGUGUCAGAACCAAAAUGCCACCACCAGAAGCUAUUGUGUGCAUUGCUCCCAGAGCCUAAUAAUGCAGAAACAAUAAAAGAGGCAAUAGAGAACUUAGACAUAAUCUUGCAGAGCCUGAAUCACAAAAACUUCACACAGAAUAUUAGAAAGGUGGUUUUAACCAGCAGCAUACUUUAUAAAG